Molecule: messenger RNA, 4542 nt
Organism: Talaromyces rugulosus
Lineage: Eukaryota; Fungi; Ascomycota; Eurotiomycetes; Eurotiales; Trichocomaceae
Exons: 6
Coding region: 1-4542 (1513 amino acids)
Molecular function (GO): lipid binding
Source: RefSeq, a predicted model, not a curated record
AUGGCUUCAGAACCCGCCUCCAAUGCCGAGGCCAAGCAGCAGGGCAUCAUCGAGACCGCCCAGGCAGCAGGAAACGACCCUCAAUCGCACAUCCAGCCUGAAUUGGCCGAGGAGAAGCUCGUGGACGAGAGUCUCAAAGCAGGCGCGCCGGCUUUCCAGUUCAACCCAGAUGAUUCUCCUCAAGAGAAAGCAGAGGCUGCCAAAUCGGCCCUACCUCCCCAAUUCCCCAAGCCUAAAGCUUUAGCCGGCGCGGCCUUAGUAUCAGACCAGACAAAGGGCCCCGCUGAUUAUGACUUGCCAUCAACAAAUAAAGCAACCGAGAUGGUGACAACAGCUCCCGCGGCAAAGGAUGAUGAGAAGAAAUCUCUCGCCCCCGGAGAACUGACUGACGAACAACGCUGGGCACGGGACCGUACAGGGUGGGCGCCGCAAUUCGCCAAGCCCGAUGCAUCCCCAGAAGAUGAAGAGACAUUGCUGGAUCACCGCACAUUUUUGGAAGACAAAAUAAGUGACAAGUUCUUUGGAGAUUGGUACCACAAUGCCGCCGUUAUUGUCUUUGCGUGUCUUAUAUCCUGGACCAUCGCCGUUCUCGGAGGUGGCCUUGGUUGGGUCUUUUUGGUGAUGGCUGCUUGUGGCACUUAUUAUCGCACUUCAAUUCGACGCGUUCGGCGCAACUUCCGGGACGACAUCCACAGAGAAAUGGCCAAACAGCGUUUGGAGACCGACACUGAGAGUUUGGAAUGGAUCAACAGCUUCCUGGUUAAAUUCUGGCCAAUUUACUCACCAGUCCUGUGCGACACCAUCAUCAACUCGGUAGAUCAAGUGUUGAGUACUUCGACUCCUGCCUUCCUGGACAGCUUGCGCAUGAAGACAUUUGUUCUCGGCACCAAGCCUCCACGCCUGGAGCACGUGAAGACGUACCCCAAGACCGAAGUCGACACUGUCGUUAUGGACUGGAAGUUUAGCUUCACCCCCAACGACACCAUGGAUAUGACUGCCCGCCAAGUCAAGGACAAAAUUAACCCCAAGGUCGUAUUAGAGGUACGAGUUGGUAAGGGAGUGGUCAGCCAUGGCCUGGAUGUCAUUGUCGAGGAUUUCGCCUUUUCUGGCUUGAUGCGAGUAAAGAUGAAGCUCCAGAUCCCCUUCCCCCAUAUGGAGCGUGUCGACAUCUGUUUUAUUGGACGUCCUGAGAUUGACUACGUCUGCAAGCCUCUUGGUGGAGACACCUUAGGUUUCGACAUCAAUUUCAUUCCCGGUCUCGAAGGCUUCAUUAAGGAGCAGAUCCACGGCAACCUUGGCCCAAUGAUGUACGAGCCCAAUGUCUUCCCGAUCGAAAUUGCCAAGAUGCUGGCAGGUAACCCAGUUGAUAACGCAAUUGGUGUUAUCGCUGUCACUCUUUCUGGUGCUGCCAACUUGAAAGGUUCCGGCAGAAUCGGAAACACUAUCGAUCCUUAUGUUUCUCUUUCCCUCAACAGCCGCAACGAACUGGCACGCACAAAGACUAUACAAGACACGAACAAUCCUCGAUGGAACGAAACUGUGUACAUUAUCAUCACCUCGUUUACCGAUGCAUUGACCAUGGCUGUGUGGGACUACAACGAAUUCCGCAAAGACCAGGAAUUGGGUAUUGCCACUUUCCCCCUUGACAAGCUCGAAUCGGAACACGAGCAUGAAGGUCUUAACUUGGACAUUUCUUUCAGUGGCCGUAAUCGCGGUGUUUUGCAAGCCGAAGUGCGCUUCUUCCCCGUUUUGGAAGGUCGCAAAUUGGAGGACGGUACCGAGGAGCCUGCACCGGAACUCAACACCGGUAUUGCACGAUUCACUGUUGAACAAGCGAAAGAGCUGGAUGGAAGCAAGAGCUUGGUUGGAUCCCUCAGCCCAUAUGCUGUCCUCUUGGUGAAUGGCAAAGAAGCACAUGUGACAGGCAAGCUCAAGCGUACCAAUAACCCCAUCUUCAAAGACGCGUCUAAGGAACUCCUUAUCACGGACCGCAAGAACGCCAAACUAGGCCUUGUCAUUAAAGACGAUCGUGAUUUGUCGACUGAUCCUGUCAUUGGAAAAUACCAGAUCAAGUUGAAUGAUAUGCUCAAAAUGAUGGAGAAGGGCCAUGAAUGGUACCACUUGGCUGGUGCCAAAAGCGGUCGCGUCAAGAUGAUGCUCGACUGGAAGCCUGUUGGGCUGAGAGGUAUCGUAGGUGGCGCAGGUUAUAUUUCCCCAAUUGGUGUUGUGCGGAUUCAUUUCAAAGGUGCCAGUGAUCUACGCAACAUGGAAACUAUGGGCAAAUCAGACCCGUAUGCUCGUCCUUUGCUAAACGGCGUCCCAAGCGGCCGUACUGUUACGUUCAAGAACAAUCUUAACCCGGACUGGGAUGAAAUUAUUUAUGUUCCCGUUCACAGUGCACGCGAGAAGCUUACUUUGGAGGUCAUGGAUGAAGAAAGCCUCGGUAAGGAUCGCAGUCUUGGCGAGGUCGAGAUUUCCUUGGCAGAUUAUAUCCGUGACGAUGAGAACGGUGAAUACGAAGUCGACGAUGAGAAGCAGGACACGAAGAGCGGACUCCGUAUGCACGGACGUGGCGCUGCCAAGGGCCUCCUUAACUAUACCAUCGCGUUUUAUCCAACAGUCAAUGUGGUUGACCCAGAUGAAGAAUCGGAAGAAGCAGAGGAAGAAGCGGCAGAGGCCGCAGAAGGCUCUCGCAAUAGCGUUGAUUCUACUGCACGCAACAGCGUGGAUCGUCGUAGCACCGAUGCGGGCAGAACCAGCACCGACGUCAAAUCAAAUGGCCGACCCAGUCUCGACACUGCUGUAUCCAAGCGUACAGGUAACGGGGGUCCUAUCUCUCCCCUUUCUUCCUCAUUUCCAACAUCUUCAUCGUCUUCUAUACGCAAAGAGAUUCCUAAGAUUCGUAUCGGGCUAGAGGACUUGUCUAACUACGAAUCCGGUUUGAUUGUGUUCAAAUUCAUCGACGGAAACCUCUCGCACUCUAACGUCUUUCUUGAGGUUGUCAUUGAUGACCACUUGUUCCCCUCGUACACUUCAAUGAAGAUCAAGUCGAAAACUGCAACAUUUGAAGAUAUUGGCGACGCAUUUGUGCGUGAAUUGGAAGCGUCUCAAAUCACACUUCGACUUGUUGAAGGUGAUAGUGAUGAUACACACGUCCUUGCCAAGCUGACCGGCCCAACACUGCCCACGCUGCAACAGUGUCUCUAUACGCCUACCGAGUUACAGCUUCGGUCGGACAACGGUGCAAUCAGCAAGGUCAAGGUUAGCCUGCGGUUCAUUCCGGUGUCGAUGAAACUCGAUCCCACAGAGUCAAUUAACAAUUCGGGCGAUCUUCGUGUCGACGUUCUUGAUGCGGCCGACCUUCCAUCCGCUGACCGCAACGGUUUUAGUGAUCCGUAUUGUAAAUUCAAAGUGGAUGGCAAGGACGUUUACAAGACCAAAGUGCAAAAGAAAACCCUGCACCCGGCCUGGAACGAAUACUUUGAGACGCCGAUCAAAUCGAGAAUCGGGGGAGACUUCCGCGUGGAUGUAUAUGAUUGGGACUUUGGUGACAAGGCAGACCUGCUGGGCGGAACUGUCAUCAAUUUGGAGAAGCUCGAGCCAUUCCAGUCGGAAGAAGUAACGCUCAACCUGGACGGCAAGUCUGGCGCUAUCCGAUUGAAAUUGGUCUUCAAGCCAUCAUACGUGACGCGUGCCCGUCAAGGACAGUCAACCUUUUCGGGAACGUUUGCGACGCCCGGCAAGAUUGUCGGGGCGCCUGUCAAGACCGUCGGCCUCGUGGGUGGCGGUGUUGUCAAGGGAGCAUCGUUUAUUGGCCGGGGCUUGAGGAAUCGCUUCCAGAAAGAUAAAGAUCACGGCGAAGCGGAAGUAGCAACGCCUCCUCGUGAAGAGUCGCCUCCAAGGACACCUGCAAAGACAGACACUGGUCUCCCGCGUGCCCCUGGACUGGUCGUGGACCCGGCAUCGCCAUCUUCUCCUCUAGGUUCGCCGGACCUGCAACGUCGCCAUAGCCGUACUCGCAGCAUCAGGUCUCAAUUUGGCAAUGGGUCUGCAGAGGGCGGAACUGCAUUAUUCACAGUUGUUUCAGCCACCGGAUUUCCUCCUUCGGCAAAUAUUCGCUGCCUUGUUCGACUUUUGGGCGCCAAGGGUGCCAAGGACAUUCACAAGACCAAGGCGAUCAAGAGCGCUGACGGCUCUGUUCAGUUUGACAGCACACACGAGACAUUCAAGGUCCCCAAUGUCACAGCGGAUGCUCAAUAUCUGUUGAAGGUGGUCAACCACAGCACGUUCGGAGCAGACGAGGCACUUGGCGAGGCACACUUCUUUGUCGAUGAUCAGGGAUCGUCUAUGAGCAAAGAAAAGACCGUGGGUGUGGGAUCAGGCAAGGUGGUGAUUAAGAGCAGCUUUACGCCGAAUGAAAUCGCCAAUGGCCGUCCCAGCACUGCAACUUCUAUAAACGGGGAUGCGCUUGACGCUGGAGGCGAAACACCAGACAAGAAGCGACGUAGCUUCCUGUCGAAGCGCAGCGCUAGUGGUGUUUAG